AUGGUGCGUAAACUGUUACUAAAACGUCGCAAUGUUGAAUACGUUUUGCAAUAUAGUAAUGUUACACCAUUCAUGUGGUACAAGGGAAGGUACAGAUGCUUCUACUGUGCUGAGCCUAUGAAAGAUCCGGUACUUUUACGCGAGCACACAGCUAGAGUACACCAAUUUGCUAACUUGGAACUCGUGGUCCAUGAUCGAACUAAAAAUAAUAGGAAUAAAGAUGCUGCAGUGAAAAUUGAUGUUACAGACAUAUCCUGUAAAUUGUGUCCAAGAUCAGUUAACACUCUAGAACAGCUGAUUAACCACUUGAUAAUAGCCCAUGAUGCAGAAUACGAUGUCAGUGUUCCUAACUGCUUCCUUCCUUUUAAGUUAGAUAAAGGGCAGCCCACUUGCCCUAUUUGUGACAUGAAAUUCGUCUUCUUCGAGUAUCUUUUGCGUCAUGCAAAUAAACAUCACUUAUCACACGAUUAUAUAUGUGAUGUGUGCGGUACAAGUUUUCAAGGGGAGAAUCAUUUGAAAAUGCACAACAGAUACUACCAUAGAGAAGGGGGUUACACAUGCGAUAUAUGUGGUAUAAGUUUGUCUACGUUGUCAAAGAAGACACUCCAUGAAAAAAACGUGCAUAUGGUUAACCUAUCUACUUGUCCGCAUUGUCCAGAAACUUUUAAAAGUCCAUAUUUCAAGAAGUUGCAUUUAGCAAAUGUACAUGGUGUUGAAGAGUUGAAAAUUAAAUGUCCUUAUUGUCCAAAAAUCUAUCCUCAAGAGAGUAUAAUGUCACGUCAUAUGAGACGAGUUCAUUUGAGGGAGAAGAAUGUUGAAUGCCAAAUUUGUGGCGACAAAUUCUUUGAACCCUACGAUGUUAAAUUGCACAUGUUGAAGCACAAUGGCGAUAAAAAGUUUAUGUGCUCUUUUUGCGGGAAGAAGUUUUCUAAGAAGAGUAAUUUAAAUUCUCACUCGUGCAUUCAUACGGGACAGAAAAAGUAUGUUUGCUCAUUAUGUGACAAGGAUUUUGCUCACCGAUACAAUUUAAGUCAACAUAUACAAACAUGGCAUCCUCAGAAUAUGGUGGACCAAGAUCAAGAUAUGGGCGUCACAGACGAUAUUGAUGACAGGAUAAGAAAAAGGAAAUACCAAGAGGCAUGUCUAGAACGAUUAACUGUUCUACGAAGUAAUAUACUAACACUACUGCAGUAUGGAAAUGUUGUACCCUUCCACUGGAACACGCGAGGCUUCAGAUGCUUUUUUUGUGGGAAGGAAAUAAGAGACUGUGAUUCUUUAAAAGAACAUACAAUACUCAGCCACAAAUCCAUAGAAUUACACUCAUUUAUACCCCAAAGAAUUAUAAGCAAGGAUGUCCCAAUUAAAAUAGACAUAACAAAUCUUUCUUGUAAACUCUGCAAUACACCUCUAGCAACUGUUGAAGAUCUAAUAGCUCAUAUAGUAGCUGUACAUGGUAAAGAGUAUGACAAUUCAGCUGGAGUCUGCGUGUUUCCAUUCGUUCUUACAAAGAAUAUUCUAAAAUGCGUACUCUGCGAAGAUAAAUUUGACAAUUUUACGUCUAUGAUGGGACAUAUGUACAAGAAGCAUAUUGCCCAUCCCUAUAUGUGUCAGAUAUGUGGCCUGAGUUUCAUAGACAAAGUUAGGCUAAAACGGCACAUCAGUAACAGUCACAUCGGAUACAGAUGCAAAAUUUGUGGGAAAAUCUUCGACGCGUCACACAAAGUUGAAAAACAUAAGCAAAGGAUUCAUGGUGUUCGGAGGACGGUAGCUUGUAACCUCUGUAGUGCAACUUUCGACAAUCAGUACCAAAUGAAAGUUCAUAUGGGAAAGAUCCAUAACGUAGAGAAAUAUCGUAUAAAAUGUGAACAUUGCUCAAAAAUUUGCACAACCAAAGGCGCCAUGUUGUUACACGUCCAAUCGCUGCAUUCGAAUGUUAGAUUUGAAUGCGAUCUUUGUGAAUACAAAACUGGAGAACUUAGGGGUGGCCAAAAAGCUGUUGAUGAUUCUGUACCCCAUGAGGAACUCAUCCCGAUCCAAGUUGCUACUAAACCGGCUCUAUCGGCCAAGGAUAAGAGAAAAAUAAUGAGAAACAAUGUACUGCAAGUGCUAAUAAAGUCUACUGUGAUGCCUUUCAGAUGGUUAAAAAGCUCAUAUAGAUGUUUCUAUUGCUACGACAUCUUCCAAGAAUCUUCAGAUUUGAAAAACCAUCAACACGUACAUGUUGGUGACGAUAUAAAGGAACAGGCUAUGAAUAAUUAUUGGGAAUCUGUUGUUUAUGUGGACAUCUCGAAUCUAUCCUGCAAGUUGUGUCCUGAAAAUUUGACGGAUUUGUACGAUUUGGUAGACCAUUUGGUGGCAAAACAUGGAGUUGUCUACAAUAAAGACGUCGGCAUAUGCAUGGUUGCGUUUAAACUAGAUAAUUUCACUGUUAAUUGCUUAGCAUGUGGAGCUAGUUUCUAUACUUUUGGACCUUUAUUACAUCAUACUAAUAAAGAUCAUAAAGGAACCUCAGCAAUUCUAUGUGAUGUUUGUGGGCAACAUUUUAAAGAUGGCAACUUGUUACGUUUACAUGUCAAAACUGUGCACGAAAACACCGGCUUACUUUGUCCUGAAUGUGGUGAGAAGUUCGAAACUCGAUCCAAAUUGAAGACUCAUCAGAAGAACCAGCAUGAUUUAGAUAAAAAAUACAAAUGUCUCGUAUGCUCUCAGACUUUUCAAAGUCAUUACAAGCGAUCGAGGCACAUGGCGACAGAGCAUAAAAAUAGACAGGAGAUAAAGUGCCUUCACUGUCCCAAGACGUUUGUGUUUCGUAGCAUGAUGAUGACACAUUUACGAGAUACCCACUUAAAAGUGAGAAAUCACGUGUGUGGAGUUUGCGGUUGGAAGGCGUUUAACAGCAACCGCUUAAAGAACCACAUGUACAAACAUAGUGGGGAAAAGAAUUUCAAAUGUGAUGCCUGCGAUAAAGCGUUUACAACGAAAAAGAUUAUGCGAGCGCAUUUUGCAAGAAUGCACAAGACUCUCCAACCGUCUAUCAUGCCAUACGAACAUUCAUGGAGAACAGACGAUAAAGAAGAAACUUUGCUUUCAGGCAAGAGCCGAAACACGAAACGCAGUUUAUAUUCAAAAAUACUUGCAUCUUCGGACAGUGAAGACAACUUACCAAUAAAAGAUCUUAAACCAAAAUUAUCCACAAACGAUAAAUUGAUCAUAAUGAGAAAAAAUGUUGUCCAAGUCAUCUUAAAGUCAACAGUGAUGCCGUUUAGAUGGCUGAGAAGUUCCUACCGAUGUUUUUACUGUUACGAAGUGUUCAGAGACCCUAGGGAUCUAAAAUUUCACCAAAACGAUCAUAAUGUUGACGGAGAAAUACAUAAGGCAAUGGAAAAUUAUUGGGAGCCGGAAGUGUAUAUUGACAUAUCUAACAUAUCCUGCAAAAUCUGUCCAGAAGCAAUUACAGAGUUAUAUCAGCUAGUAGAUCAUUUAAUUAUUAAACACAGUGUAAACUUCGAUAAAGAUGUUGGUAUAGGGAUGUAUGCAUUUAAAUUAGAUGAGUUUUCAGUCAGAUGUGCGGUUUGUAACCAAAAAUUUAGCACUUUUGGACAUUUGUUGGUACACACAAAUAAAGAUCAUAAAGGGUGGUCGGAAGUACUCUGUGAUAUAUGCGGGCAACAUUUUCGGAAUGCCAAAAAUCUCCGGCAACACAAGAGAAAUGAUCAUGCAACCAAACCGGUUACUUGUACUCAUUGCGGAUUGAGGAUAAUCAGUAAAAACAAGCUAAGAACACAUCUGCAGAAUUUCCACAACCACAGAUACAAAUGUUACGCGUGUUCGGACUUGUUUGAAACACACUAUAGGAGGUCACAGCACAUGAUGCUUGUACAUAAAAGUAGGGAAGUGGUGCAGUGUUCCUCGUGCCCGCGGACUUUUGUAUAUCGAAGUUCUAUGAUGAGACACGUAAGAGAAACUCACCUGCAAGAACGGACUGCGGUUUGCAGUGUUUGUGGAUGGCGGUCUUUUGCCCAAUACGAUCUCCAGAAACAUAUGAUGAAACACAGCGGAAUCCGUAAAGAGCCGGUGAAAGUUAACAAGAAAAGAUUAAGUAAGAAAAGAUCACAGUUAACCAAACAAGAUUCAGCGUUAGAUUUUUUUAGGAAAAAUACAACUCAAGUGCUAGAAAAUUCAACUAUAAUGCCUUUCAUAUGGCUGCGGACUUGUUUUCGAUGUUUUUAUUGCUACGAAAUGUUUGAAGAACGUGCAACAUUAAAAUCUCAUCAAGAUAUCCAUACAAUUAAAGAUAUACACGAAACAAUGGAUAAGUUCUAUGAAUCUUUGGUAGUGAUCGAUGUUUCGGAGAUAUGCUGCAAAAUUUGUUUGACCAAUAUGAGUGAUAUUUUCCAACUAGUAGACCAUUUGAUAGCAAUUCACAAAAUUGACUUUAAUAAAGAAGUAGGUGUAAACAUGGCGCCAAUAAAACUAAACGAAGGUGUUAAAUGCGUGUUCUGCUCGAUGAUUUUUAAAAGUGUCAGUCAUUUGGUCUUGCACAUGAACAGAUAUCAUAAAGGUUGCUUGAAAUCCCUGUGUAACAGCUGUGGGACUCAGUUUAGGAGUUACGAUGAUUUUUGCGAACACGUAAAAAAAGAUGUUACAGAAGAUAAUCUGAAAUGUUCACAAUGCGAUCUCUUCUUGAAUUACGGGGUCUUGAAGACUCAUAUGAAAGAUGUUCACGGCAUGAGAUACAAAUGUCUGAGUUGCUUUGAAUUCUUUCCCUCGCACUAUAAGAGGUCAAAUCAUAUGGCAGACAUUCACAAUCGAAGGGAUAGAAUUAAAUGUUCAUAUUGCUCCCGAAGUUUUAUAUUCCAAAGUAUUCUAAUGAGGCAUGUGCGUGAGAACCAUUUGAAACAAAAGAACGUGGUGUGUGAAAUCUGUGGAUGGAGGACCUAUGGGAAGCACGAGUUAGGCAACCACAUGGCUAAGCAUGAUGCUGUCAGACAUGUCCGAUGUCCUCUUUGCGAUAAAGCGUUCAAAACUAAUAAAUAUAUGAAGAAACAUUAUUUAAAAGCUCAUAAA
Molecule: messenger RNA, 5067 nt
Organism: Brenthis ino (lesser marbled fritillary)
Lineage: Eukaryota; Metazoa; Arthropoda; Insecta; Lepidoptera; Nymphalidae
Source: the annotation of a GenBank genome assembly